Molecule: messenger RNA, 708 nt
Organism: Cuscuta epithymum
Lineage: Eukaryota; Viridiplantae; Streptophyta; Magnoliopsida; Solanales; Convolvulaceae
Source: the annotation of a GenBank genome assembly
AAAUUAACACAUUAAGGAACUAUACUAAAAUUUGUAUUGAAUUGCUAAAAAUGAAUCGAAAUGUGUCAUGAAUUAGAUUUAAAAAAAAAAAAGAGGAACAAAAAAGAAUAAAGUUGACUGUAUGAAUGGAGCUCUAACAUAUAGUUUUACCCAUAUGUCAAUAACCUUUUACUUUUCGUUGCAUUAGUCCAGCUCCUCCUCAUUUCACCAUCAUUCUUCACAGUAUCUUUCUUGUUUCUUCUUUGAUCUCCUCUAUCCUGUGAUGAAGACUCUGAUCCAUGAAUCCAUCACCACAUCAAAUGAUUUGCUCUACAUUCACCACUCUACCCCAAUGGAUCCAAAGUUUCUAAGCGGUCCUAGUAGUAGUUUCUCAGGCAUUAACAGUCUCGCCGAGAACAAGUCUGCUACAGCAGAACAAGAUGAGGCAGGAGACUACCUAGAUGCGACUCUAAAUUACCUAAGCCAGAUGAUAAUGGAGGAAGAAGACCUGGAGAACCAGCCUUUCAUGCUCAGUGAAUGCAUGGCUCUCCAAGCCACUGAGAAACACUUAUCUGAGGUACUCAAAGGCACCCACAACCAGCCUGACGGUCUCUCCUGGGGUAGUCAUCCUAGUAACUCUUCAUCCGACUCUUUCUUGAGUCCUUUUGAGGGCGGACAUGGUUUAGUAUCUCGGGCAAGCGGAGUGGAGGAGACCGAGAAGGAACGGUC